Messenger RNA from Dioszegia hungarica, 2625 nucleotides. RefSeq names its product glycoside hydrolase superfamily. The coding region runs from base 1 to 2625 and encodes 874 amino acids. The record is from RefSeq and is a predicted model, not a curated record. The transcript has 15 exons. Gene Ontology annotation, molecular function: beta-glucosidase activity. Lineage: Eukaryota; Fungi; Basidiomycota; Tremellomycetes; Tremellales; Bulleribasidiaceae. Gene Ontology annotation, biological process: glucan catabolic process.
AUGAGCAACCUGAUCGCCAAAGGGAUCCAGAAGGUCGAGAAGGCCUUCGCACCGGCACCGACUCCGGCCGGUCCAGCGCCGACCUCCAUCGACCCCGUGGCGGUACUGAAGCAGCUGUCGAGUGAGGAGAAGAUUGCACUUUUGAGCGGAGAUGACAUGUGGCACACGGCGCCGGUGAAGCGACUGGGCGUGCCGAGGGUCCGGUGCAGCGAUGGACCGAACGGUGUGCGUGGUACAGCUUGGACGAAUGGCGCUGCAGCUUCCUGCUUCCCGUGCGCGACAGCUCUUGGCGCUUCGUUCGACGUCGACCUCAUCCGUCGCAUUGGCGAAGCGCUUGGCGAAGAAUGUCGUGCUCGAGGCGUGCACUGCAUCCUUGGUCCUACGACCAACAUCCAGCGGCAUCCUUGCGGCGGGCGCGGCUUCGAGAGCUUUGGCGAGGGCAACGGUGCUGAUAUCGCAGAUCCCCAUCUUUCUGGCACUGCCGCUCUUGCCUGGAUCGAGGGCGUCCAGUCCAAGCAGGUCAUGACCAGUAAGUCCUCCUUUCAUAAUCACCGCCGGAGCAGCAACUCGGUCAUGGACGAGCGGACGAUGCACGAAAUCUACCUCGAGCCUUUCCGAAUCCAGAUGAAGGCCGAUCCUGCGGUAUUCAUGCCUUCCUACAACAAGGUCAAUGGGCAGCACGUCGUGGAGCAGUCAUACCUUCUGCGCAAGGUGCUCAGGGAUGACUUUGGCUUCCAUGGCAUGCUCAUGUCGGACUGGUCAGGAACGACGCCGGGGUACGAGACCAUCAAGGCUGGGCUGGACCUGGAGAUGCCGGGCCCAUCGAUGGUUCGAGGCGCUGCUGUCGAGAGAGACAUGAUCACGGGCAAGCUCACUACGGCGGAUGUGGAUGAGUGUGUGCUGAGGGUGCUUGAAUACGUCAAGACCGCCCAGCUCUCCGGUAUUCCCUUCGAAGCGCUCGAGAGCUCCAUCGACACUCCUGCUGUCCGAGGCCUCCUCCGCGAGUCAGCCAGCGACGGUGUAGUCCUGCUCAAGAACACCGCCAACGUCCUUCCCAUCCCUUUGAAGGCCGGCCUGAAGAUCGCUGUCAUCGGUCCCAACGCAAAAAUCGCAGCCUACUCGGGCGGCGGGUCCGCUUCGCUCCUGCCGACGUACAAGGUGACUCCGCUGGAAGCUAUCACCGAGGAGGCGACCAAGAUCGGGGCGCAGGUCUCAUACACCAUCGGAGCGGACGGCUCGAGCUUUUCGCCGCUCUUGACGGACUUUUUGAGCUUGCCGGCUGGAGUGGCGGAUGUGGGAAUUGUGUGUGCCGACUUUUACGAGGAAAAUCCAUGGAAUGGCAAGGAGGUCCAGCCCGUCUUCCGGAAGUGCAACAACAGCGCGUUCACCUACUUCAUCGACGGCAUUCCAAAGACCAUCCCGGUCAGGGGAUACGUCUCGCUCAAGACAGUCUUCACGCCCGAUGUAGGCGGCAAGUGGAUCCUGGGUCUGGGCGUGGCGGGCCAAGCCGACCUGUACGUGGACGGAAAGAAAGUGGUCGACAACUCGACGGAUCAGAAAGAGGGUCUGCUCUUCUUCAACACUGGCGCGGAAGAGCGAUUCGGCGAGAUCGAGGUCGAAGCUGGCAGGCCUUACCAGUUCGAAGUCCGCUUCUCCAACUUCAAGCAGCUGAACGCACACUCUCCCUACGCCGGUCGACGAGGAGGUAUCCGGAUUGGUGGUCGGCCCAAAUACGACGCCAAGACUGAAAUCGCUAAAGCUGUCAAGCUGGUCCAGGAGUCUGACGUGGCCAUUGUCGUCAUCGGCACAAACAGCGAAUGGGAGUCCGAGGCGUAUGACCGGUCCGAUAUGAAGCUACCUCCCGGUACCGACGACCUCGUCCGCGCUGUUCUCGCCGCCAAUCCGAAGACCAUCAUCGCGAACCAGUCCGGCAUGCCCGUCGAGCUCCCUUGGCUCGCUGAGUCCACCACGGUUCUUCAGUCCUUCUUUGGCGGGAACGAGUGUGGAAGUGGCAUCUCGGACGUCGUCUUUGGCCUCAAGAAUCCCAGCGGCAAGCUCCCCCUGACAUGGUCCCAGAAGCUCGAGGAUUGGCCGAGCCAUGGAAACGGUCGAUUCGGUGACGACGUGACGACGGUAUAUGGAGAGGGUAUCGAGGUGGGGUACCGCCACUUCGACCGGCCAGGCAAGGUCAAGAGCGAAUUCCCAUUCGGGUACGGAUUGAGCUACUCGACUUUCAAGUUCGGUGAGCUGAGCGUAUCCCCUGUCGAGCCCUACGGUGCCGAAGUGUCGUUUGACGUCACCAACACCAGCAACGUCGCCGGCGCGGAAGUCGGCCAGGUCUACGUUCACCAGUACUCGCCCAAGGUCGCUCGGCCGGACAUUGAGCUCGCUGGGUUCGCCAAGGCUCAUCUUCAGCCUGGAGAGACCAAGAGCUUGACUGUGGUCCUUGAUCACAAGGCAUUCUCAUACUACUCGGUCACCCAGAAGGCGUGGGUUGCCGAGAAGGGCACCUACGAGAUUCGGGUAGGGUCCUCUUCUGUCGACAUGCACCUCACGGCGCCGUUCAGCCUGGGCGAGAGCUGGACGUGGAUUGGACGGAAGGAGCCGGAGAGGCUGGCGUACUGA